This is a messenger RNA of Lathyrus oleraceus (garden pea), 531 nucleotides long. Its product is annotated as ethylene-responsive transcription factor ERF117. The record is from RefSeq and is a predicted model, not a curated record. Lineage: Eukaryota; Viridiplantae; Streptophyta; Magnoliopsida; Fabales; Fabaceae. Gene Ontology annotation, molecular function: DNA binding; DNA-binding transcription factor activity. The coding region runs from base 27 to 440 and encodes 137 amino acids. Gene Ontology annotation, biological process: regulation of DNA-templated transcription. The transcript is spliced from 2 exons.
UAUUUAUUGUAAUCUUUUGAGUGGGCAUGGUAUUAAAAAUGGUGAAAAAGAAGAACUCAAUCCAAAAAAAAGAAAAAGUUAAAGUAAAGGUUAAAAAACAAAAUCGUUCAACAAUUACGAACCCUAAAAAAGUCGAGAUUAUUGAUGGAGUGAAGCUUUAUCUGAAAGAUAGUGGACAACAAUUGACUUCUACAAGUAAGUAUAAAUGUGUUCGAUUGAGAAGGAGAAAAUACUCCGAUGAGAUUCAAGAUCCAUUUGUUAAGAAAAGAAUAUGGUUAGGUACUUUUGAUACUGAAAUACAAGCUACUAAGGCUUAUAGUCGAAAGAUGGACGAGUACGAAGAAAAGAAGUUAGCUGAAAUUACGUCGUACAAGGAAGAUGUGAAAUCACGUAAUAACUAUGAUAAUCUGAAGACGAUGAGUAUGAAGAAAAGAAGUUAGAUGAAACGGAGUUAGAUGCCCAUUGUGAUGUAUGUUAUAUUAUAAAUAAGAGAUUAAACUCUUAAUCUAUUAGGAUGAAUGAGAUUUUUAU